AUGGAUAACCAGACCUCAGACAUCAGUAAUCUAAGCCCCUGUAAACGUAAAGCCCUGAAAGAAUUAAAACAACAAAUGGAUAUAAUAAUAAAACCAGCUGACAAAGGGGGCAACAUUGUCCUUGUGAAUCGACCUGAAUACGUCAACAUGUGCAUGUCACAUCUUGACGACAAAACGCAUUAUAGGACCCUCCCUUCGGACCCUACUACCAACUUUGUAGGAAAACUAGUUACUCUACUCAAUGAUGCCUGA
Messenger RNA from Pelobates cultripes (western spadefoot toad), 252 nucleotides. NCBI's taxonomy places the organism in Eukaryota, Metazoa, Chordata, Amphibia, Anura, Pelobatidae. The record is from the annotation of a GenBank genome assembly.